CAGGUCUAACUCCAAUCUUCUGUAACUUGUUAAUGAAGCAUAAAAUCUUCCAAGAAUCAUUGCAGGAAAAAAGAAAAAUUGUUACGAGUUUUCAGCCCUAUGGAAGUGGUGGCUAAACCACAGGACUACAAGGUGGUGGCAACAAUCUAUUCUCAAACUUUGCUUUUUGUUAAGGCUGUCAAACAUAGACACUGACUCUUAGUCAACUCAUGAGGAUCUCACAGCUGGGCUGGACUGCCUUCCAGUAGAGUGUCGGUCCCACACGUCCACAUGACAGUGCAUGGGUGGAAUUUUUGUAUAGAGCUAGGAGAGAGGCAAAGGAUGAGUGGAGGAGGGAAGGUGGUGUGUGUAACAGGAGCUUCUGGGUUCAUAGCUUCAUGGCUGGUGAAACUCUUAUUACAACGUGGAUAUACUGUCAAAGCCUCUGUUCGGGACCCAAAUGAUCCAAAGAAAACAGAACACUUGCUUUCUCUUGAUGGAGCUAAAGAAAGACUUCACUUGCUUAAAGCAAAUUUACUAGAAGAAGGAUCAUUUGAUUCUCUAGUUGAAGGGUGUGAAGGUGUUUUCCAUACGGCAUCUCCCGUUAUUAUUUCACCUAGUGAUCCUGAGGCUGAAGUAAUUGACCCUGCAGUGAAGGGAACACUGAAUGUUCUAAGAUCGUGUGUAAAAUUUCCUUCUGUGAAGAGAGUAGUUGUAACAUCUUCCGUGGUUUCACUUACAAUCAAUGGGAAACCUCUCACACCUGAUGUGGUAGUUGAUGAGACAUGGUUUUCAGAUCCUGCUGUUUGUGAGGAGUUGAAGAAUUGGUAUGCACUUUCAAAAACUUUAGCUGAGGAUGUUGCUUGGAAGUUUGCAAAAGAAAACAAGAUUGACGUGGUCACCAUGCAUCCAGGGUUUACUAUUGGUCCUUUCUUACAGUCAACUCUUAACGUGGCAGCAGAGAUUGUUCUGAAUCAUAUAAAUGGAUCACAAACCUUAGCGAACAUGGUUUAUAGGUUUGUUGAUGUUAGAGAUGUAGCAUAUGCACAUAUUCAAGCAUUUGAAGUAGCUUCAGCAAGUGGAAGAUAUAUUUUAGUAGGAACUGUUAUGAACAAUGUUGGGACUUCAAAGAUUUUAGAAGAACUAUACCCUGAUUUGAGCCUUCCUGAAAGAUGGGAAAAGGAAAAACCUCCUUUGCCAAUCUAUCAUGUAUCCAAUGAGAAAGCAAAAGGUUUGGGCAUUGACUUCAUUUCGUUGGAAGUGAGUCUCAGAGACAGUGUUGAAUGCUUCAAGGAGAAGGGUUUUCUAAUCAUGUAAAUUAUGCAAUUGGCAGGGGAUAUGAUAUGGUGGAUUUAAUUACAAAUAAAACAUAUAUAUCCUUGUUUUCAUCAUCCUAAUAUUUCUGUGGGUCUGUAACUUGUUAAUAAAACAUCUUCAUUUGGGCCAAA
Molecule: messenger RNA, 1427 nt
Organism: Ziziphus jujuba (common jujube)
Lineage: Eukaryota; Viridiplantae; Streptophyta; Magnoliopsida; Rosales; Rhamnaceae
Product: phenylacetaldehyde reductase
Exons: 7
Coding region: 271-1296 (341 amino acids)
Molecular function (GO): oxidoreductase activity, acting on the CH-OH group of donors, NAD or NADP as acceptor
Source: RefSeq, a predicted model, not a curated record